UUAUUUUUACAAGUAAAUAGAAUUCUCUGAGUUAAGACAUGCUUAUUUUUUUUAUUAUAACAUACAUUUGUAGUUUCAUUUUAGAUUUUUAAUUUAUUUCAAUCAGUUAUUAUGUAUAAAAUAUUUUAGUCUUGCAACUAUACUUGCAUUUAAAUUAGUAUACGUACAAUAUGAAACUCUUAUACUCAUAAGCUAUAGCUCCAACGUGUAGUAGUCGAAAUGCUUUGCUCUAACCCUUGCAACAUAAAGCGUCUAUUACAUUGGAUCUGAACAAUUAUCCCUUAGAUAUGCAAACUACUGUGAAUUUCUCAUUCCGAACAAUUACACGUCAUUAUUGUGGAGCGGGACGUUAAAUGUCGCUUUUACAGAAAACUAAAUUCAGCUCGCGACACAGCCUUUGUCGUCAUGCGAAUGAAUUUCAAAACAAUCAGUGAAAUCCACGAUGGAUAUGUUGCCGUCUUUUCGUGUCCUCGCGUACCUUGGAAUUUGGAUAGAAGAAGGUUCUAGUUUCGUAUUUUUGCGGAGAUUGUGCGGAUUGUUCUUGUCAAAUACGAUAUUUUAUUUCACUCUAACGGAAGUAAUAGAGCUGUACUUGUUGCGGAACAAUAUCGAGGAACUCGUGGACGUGAUGUUUUUGACUGUGACUUUCGCUAUGCUGUGCUUGAAGAUCCUCAACUUCAAUUUUCGCCACAAGGGCUUAUUGAACUUGCUCACGGAUUUUCGCAUGGAUGUAUGCAAAGCUAGAUCACCGGAAGAGGAAAAUAUUUUGAACAAGUAUACCACGAAAAUUUUGAAUAUAUUUCAAAAUAUUUUGGUACUAUCGCAGGCAACCGGUAUCUUUUUCUGCGUCCUACCGUUCAUAACUCUGGAACCAGCUGAUUACGAGAUACCUUAUAAAACUUACCAAUUUUACGACGAUACGACUGCUAUGGGUUUUACCAUAACCUGUGUUAUUCAGUUCAUAGCACUAAUAUUCGGCAUUUUCAUCAAUGUGUCCAUGGACACGAUGAUAUACGGUUUUAUCAUAUUAUCCACUGGUCAGUUCGAAUUGAUAAGCUACAGGAUAAAUAAGUCUUCGAAAGAAAAUGACAGAGCGUUACUGAAACAGUGUAUUAUGCAUCAUAAUUGUAUGAAUAAUUUAGUAAAAAAGACGACAAACCUUUUUAUGACUGUGAUUGCUCCGCUCUUCUUCUUCAGCUUGCUUACUUUGUGUGCCAGCAUUUUUCAAAUGUCCCAGAACGAUAUAAUAAGUCUUGAAUUUUUGGGUUUUGCCAUGUAUCUCUCGUGCAUGCUCUGUCAAGUUUUUCUCUACUGUUGGUAUGGAAACGAACUCAAGCUGAAGAGUGCAGAUCUUGUCAAUGAAGUUUUUGGAAGUGACUGGACCGUGUUGGAAUAUACAGAAAAGAAGACUCUGUACCUGCUAAUGUUGUCCGCUCAGAGACCCUGCGAUAUAUCUUGGCGAGGACAAUGUACUCUGUCUUUGGAAACUUUCGUGUGGAUAAUGAAAACGUCGUAUACAGCAUUCAAUUUAUUGCAACGAUACGUAGAAACAAUGGACGUAUUACCACUGAAUUUCAGAAUCUUGCAAUACUGUGGCAUUUGGUACGAAUAUCCAGAGCACUUGUGGAUGGUAAAAACGGUCUACAAGACGUUCGUUGUAGUUGUGCUGUUCUCUCUCACGUUGUCGGAACUCAUUGAGCUUGGACUGAUUAGUAAUAAUGUCCAUGAAUCGACGGAGUGUCUUUUUUUAUCGUUGACUUUUUUAACUAUUUGCUUCAAAAUUAUCAAUUUCAUGUGCCGACAAGAUAGUUUGAAGGAGAUCUUGGACGCCUACCGGGUGGAUAUUUUUCGACCGAAAACAGCGGAGGAGAAGCAGAUAAUCGUGAAUUAUCAGAACGUAAUAUCAACAUUCUUUGUGAUAUAUUUGACUAUGGCUUUGAUGGCAGGUACAUGUAUGAUUCUCGUGCCUAUCAUAAGCUCGACGAGCAAUGACACUGAGCUUCCCAUAAAGACUUAUCAACCGUAUAAUACUCAAGAUUUAAUGCUUUAUUCGAUUACGUAUUUUCAUCAAAUCUUAAGCUUUCUUUUUGGCAUCUUAAUAAACGUUUGUAUGGACAUGUUGGUUUGCGGAUUUGUAAUUCUAGCGUGUUGUCAAUUGGAUUUAUGUGGUCACAGAAUCGGCCAGAAUCAAAUGGAUAUACCUGCCAAAGAUCAUAUAACGCAUCAUAUAUUAAUUGGAGAUGUAGUUAAAAAAGUGCAAUCUUUUUUCAUCGUUGUUGUAGUACUCCUAUUUUCUUGUAGUCUGAUUAUUUUGUGUACUAGUUUAUUUCAAAUGCCUCAGCAAAAUAUUAUGACCCUUGAAUUUUUUACUUUGUUCAUGUACCUAAUGAGCGUUUUAUAUCAAAUAUUUGUAUACUGUUGGUUUGGAAAUCAACUUCAAUUGAAGAGUAAAUCAAUAUCUGAUGCAAUAUAUGACAGUAACUGGGCUGAUCUAACGCCUCACAAAAGAAAAGAUUACCUCUUCAGUAUGUUUAUGAGCCAAAAUGGAUUUACCAUUUCUUUUCAUGGACAAUGCAGCAUUUCAAUUCAAACAUACGUUUGGAUCGUAAAAACUUCUUACGGAGCUUAUAAUCUACUGCAAAAGACUUCAGCUUAAUUUAAGUAAAUGUCGUAGCCAAAAUAACAGAAGUACAGCUAGCUUUCUACCGUAUCACAAAAUAUAUUUAAGGCUAUGUAUUAAGAAUAAUAAAGCACUGAAAGAAUAAAAUAGUUUGAAGCACAAAUUUAAUGUCAUUAGCACUAUCAACACAUUUUCUGUCCAAGUCUCGUCAGCGUAUAUGCAGAGCACCAAACACUAUACGAAUUUUCGUGAUCAAACUUUCUUCACAAGUACAAAAAGUA
Messenger RNA from Nasonia vitripennis (jewel wasp), 2901 nucleotides. RefSeq names its product odorant receptor 125 (gene Or125). Gene Ontology annotation, biological process: sensory perception of smell; detection of chemical stimulus involved in sensory perception of smell. NCBI's taxonomy places the organism in Eukaryota, Metazoa, Arthropoda, Insecta, Hymenoptera, Pteromalidae. The transcript is spliced from 8 exons. The coding region runs from base 443 to 2656 and encodes 737 amino acids. The record is from RefSeq and is a predicted model, not a curated record. Gene Ontology annotation, cellular component: plasma membrane. Gene Ontology annotation, molecular function: odorant binding; olfactory receptor activity.